Molecule: messenger RNA, 2727 nt
Organism: Coregonus clupeaformis (lake whitefish)
Lineage: Eukaryota; Metazoa; Chordata; Actinopteri; Salmoniformes; Salmonidae
Gene: gpd2
Product: glycerol-3-phosphate dehydrogenase 2 (mitochondrial)
Exons: 18
Coding region: 95-2287 (730 amino acids)
Biological process (GO): glycerol-3-phosphate metabolic process
Cellular component (GO): glycerol-3-phosphate dehydrogenase (FAD) complex; mitochondrion
Molecular function (GO): calcium ion binding; glycerol-3-phosphate dehydrogenase (quinone) activity
Source: RefSeq, a predicted model, not a curated record
UCUCCUGGCUGUCAAAGAAGAGUUGUAUCACCGUUCUCAGUUUACGCCCUGGCGCUGUUAUCAUCAAUUAAACAUAGAAAUCAGACCAGCAUCAAUGGCGUUCCGGAAGGCCUUGAAAGGGACAGCUAUCAUCGGGACUGGGGCGGCCGCUGCUCUUCUGGGCCUGUCACAACUGUCGGAAUACAGAAAGACGCAGAAUAAAUGGGCACGGCUGGCGUAUGUAGCGGCGGAGGGGGAGUUACAGCAGCCGUUUAAAGAUGAGCUCCCAACCAGACAGGCUCAGCUCUCCACCCUGCAAGACACUGAGGAGUUUGACGUCCUUGUCGUAGGGGGAGGGGCCACAGGCUCCGGAUGUGCCUUAGACGCUGUCACACGCAACCUUAAGACUGCCCUGGUGGAGAGGAAUGAUUUCUCAUCGGGGACCAGCAGCCGCAGCACCAAGCUCAUCCACGGGGGAGUACGUUACCUCCAAAAGGCCAUCAUGAAAUUAGAUUACGAACAGUACAUGAUGGUGAAAGAGGCUCUCCACGAGCGCUCCAACCUGCUAGAAAUCGCCCCUCAUCUGUCUGCCCCACUACCCAUCAUGCUCCCUGUUUACAAAUGGUGGCAGCUGCCGUACUACUGGGCUGGUAUUAAGAUGUACGACCUGGUGGCUGGAGGCCAGUGUCUGAAGAGCAGCUAUGUGCUCAGUAAGAACAAGGCCCUGGAACUCUUCCCCAUGCUGAAGAAAGACAAGCUGGUAGGAGCCAUCGUCUACUAUGAUGGACAGCAUAAUGAUGCUCGUAUGAACCUGGCGAUCGCCCUGACAGCAGCCAGACAUGGUGCUGCCAUCGCUAACUACACAGAGGUGGUCCACCUGCUGAAGAAGACAGACGCAGUGACGGGCAAGGAGAAGGUCUGUGGGGCGCGCUGCAGGGACGUUAUUACAGGAAAUGAAUUUGACGUCAGAGCCAAAUGUGUCAUCAACGCCACGGGACCGUUCACUGACUCUCUGAGGAAAAUGGACGACGGGAAAAACACUAAUAUCUGCCAGCCCAGUGCUGGGGUUCACAUAGUUAUCCCUGGUUAUUACAGUCCUGACAACAUGGGUCUCCUGGAUCCGGCAACCAGCGACGGCCGUGUCAUCUUCUUCCUGCCCUGGGAGAAGAUGACCAUCGCCGGGACAACGGACACGCCCACUGACGUCACCGCCCAUCCCAUCCCCAGGGAGGAAGACAUCAACUUCAUCCUGAACGAAGUCCGCAAUUACCUCAGCCCUGAUGUAGAGGUGAGGAGAGGAGACGUCCUGGCAGCAUGGAGUGGUAUCCGUCCUCUGGUCACUGACCCCAACUCUAAAGACACCCAGUCCAUCUGCAGGAACCACAUAGUCAACGUCAGCGACAGCGGCCUGGUCACCAUUGCAGGUGGGAAGUGGACAACAUACCGCUCCAUGGCGGAGGAGACCCUGGACGCAGCGGUUGCAGCCCACAGGCUGGGGGGCGGGCCCAGUAAGACAGUGGGUCUGGUGCUGGAGGGGGGCCAAGACUGGACCCCCACCUUGUACAUCCGACUGGUGCAGGACUACGGCCUGGAGAAUGAGGUUGCCCAGCACCUGGCAGCGACGUACGGGGGGAAGGCAUUCGACGUGGCCAAGAUGGCGCGGGUCACUGGGAAGAGGUGGCCCAUCGUAGGGAAGAGACUGGUCUCUGAAUUCCCUUACAUUGAGAGUGAGGUGAGGUAUGCCAUUAAGGAGUAUGCUUGUACAGCCAUCGAUGUGAUCGCCAGGCGCACACGGCUGGGUUUCCUCAACGUGCAGGCUGCUGAUGAGGCACUGCCACGCAUCGUAGAGAUCAUGGGAAAGAUGCUGGACUGGAGUGAUGAAAAGAGGACGGAGGAGCUGGAAGCUGCUAAGAAGUUCCUGUACCUUGAGAUGGGCUACAGGUCCCGCUCUGAGCAGCUGACCGGGACCUCAGAGAUCACACUGGACACACAGGAAGUGGCAAGGUACACAAACCGGUUCCACAAGUUUGACAAAGACAGUAAAGGCUUCAUCACCACAGUGGACGUUCAGAGGGUCUUACAGAACAUCAGUGUUCAGAUUGAUGAGAACGCUCUCCAUGAAAUCCUCAACGAAGUGGACCUCAACAAGAAUGGACAGGUGGAGCUGAAUGAGUUUUUACAGCUGAUGAGUGCUGUGAAGAAGGGCCAGGUGUCUGACAGCAGGUUGGCCAUCCUCAUGAAGACAGCUGAGGAGAGCCUGGACCUGAGGGCACCUGUGUCUGUGGACCGCAGUGGAGGAGGGGUGUGAGGGGAACCCAUCCGCACCGUACCACCACACCGUACCACUACACCGUACCACCACAACGUACCACUACACCGUACCACCACCACUACACCGUACCACCACAACGUACCACUACACCGUACCACCACACUAACCAGAGCUGUGGUACUAAGGAUGACAGGGAUGGCAGGGAUGGAUGGAAGGGAUGCCAAGAAGAAGACUGCCUGGACCUGGUGUCAUUAUGGUUCAACGUUGCAGUGAGAUGGAGAAGUCAUAGGGUGAUAAGUAUUGUAAACAACAAGAGUACAAAUUAGAUUUUUAUCCUCAUUUAAAGAUUAAUAUGUGUCAUCCCUAAGUGUUUUAUUGUGAAGUUGAGGCUAGAUAAGGGCGGCAGAUAGCCUAGCGGUUAAGAGCGUUGGGCCAGUAACCGAAAGGUCAGUGUGCCCUUGAGCAAGGCACUUUAC